AUGGCCUCGGCCUUGAGCGCACCCCGGGGGCCCAAGCCCAAGGGCGCCCAGCCCUCGCACUACCACGAGAGCUUUCUGGAGAAGAAGGGUCCCCGAGACCAGGACUACAAGAAAUUCUGGGCAGGUCUCCAGGGUCUCACUGUCUACUUCUACCACAGCAACCGGGACUUCCAGCACGUGGAAAAGUUAGACCUAAGCACAUUUGUGAAGCUCACAGAUGAGGGUCCCUGCGGGAACCCCAGAGACUCUGGCAUCAAUUUCAGCCUCACCCUCUGGAGCCAGGAGAUCAAGUUCAGGGUGGAAAGCCUGGAGUCCCGGGAGAUGUGGAAAGGCUUCAUCCUGACCGUGGUAGAGCUCCGCGUGCCGUCCCACCUAACCCUGCUGCCUGGACACCUGUACAUGAUGGCUGAGGUCCUGUCCAAAGAAGAGGCUCGACGUGCCCUGGAGAUGCCCUCGUGCUUCCUGAAGGUGAGCCGACUGGAGGCGCAGCUGCUCCUGGAGCGGUACCCCGAGUGCGGGAACCUCCUGUUGCGGCCCGGCGGGGACGGUGCGGGCGGCGUCUCGGUCUCCACGCGCCAGAUGCUGAACGGGGUUCCCGUCGUCCGGCACUACAAGGUGAAGCUCCAGGGACCCAAUUACGUGAUUGACGUGGAGGAGCCGUUCUCCUGCACCUCCCUGGAUGCAGUGGUCAACUAUUUCGUGUGGAACACCAAAAGGGCGCUGGUGCCCUUCCUGCUGGAAGAGGACUACGAGAAGGUGCUAGGCUAUGUGCAGGAGAACAAAGAGAAUGGCGAAAGUGUGUGGGUGGCGCCUGUUGUCCCUGCGACCCCUAACCCAGGCCCUCCAGCCCCUGCAGGUGGCCCUAGACAUCUGCCUCCCGCAUCCACUGUGACCAGCCAGGACAAGCGGCCGCCGGUACCUCCCCUGCAGACGCUACUGAACCAGCAAGAGGAUGAGAACUAUGUAAUCCCCAUCGGCGACGCCCCAGAUGUCAACUAUGAGAACGGACAUAUACUUUCUCUGAGUCAACUGGUCAUCACAAAGCCCAAGAAACUGGCAAAGGCUCAGACCAAGCUCCCGAAGCCGCCCACUGUGCCCAAGCCAGAGCCCAGAGGUCUUACCGGUGACCUGGCCCGGAAGCCAGCCAUCAGCUCGCCACAGGCUGUCUUCCCCACAACAGGGCUGGCAGGCGUGACAGCAGAGCUGGAAGAGAAACUGCAGAGGAGGCGGGCGCUGGAGCACUUGAGUGGGGCCCAAUGA
This is a messenger RNA of Condylura cristata (star-nosed mole), 1260 nucleotides long. RefSeq names its product signal transducing adaptor family member 2 (gene STAP2). Bases 1 to 1260 code for a protein of 419 amino acids. Gene Ontology annotation, molecular function: signaling adaptor activity. The transcript has 13 exons. The record is from RefSeq and is a predicted model, not a curated record. Lineage: Eukaryota; Metazoa; Chordata; Mammalia; Eulipotyphla; Talpidae.